CUCUGCCUCUCUCUCUCUCUCUGGCUCUGUCUCGUCGCUCUUUUCUCUUCCUUCACCACCCGCAUCUUCCACUUUCUUUUCUCUUCCCACACUCUUACUCCAAAAGUCACUCCCACACUUCCCUCUCUACCACACCUGGCCCCCUUCUUCCUCUUCCUUUUCUUUUCCCCCCCCCAACACCACCACCUUUCGCCCCCCGGCAUCCGCAGUUUUAUACGACCAACAGCUGGAAUACGCUUGCUUGGUUCGUCUUCGCGUCUUUUUAAUUAGAUAGUUGCUCUGCGCUCGCCGCUGCAGCCCUAUCUGCUCACUUCAAACCCUCCGUGGACCGAUCUGCUGCUCCUACGCUUCACUCCCCUCCAACAUUCACCACUGUUUGCCUGCCUCGCUUAAUACCUUCUCUUCACUUCGCUCUUUAGCCUGCUCCUUCUGCCUAUUUCUCUAUUAAUACUCUCUCCUUUCUUCUCCCGGCACACCCUCUUUUUUUGGUUCUCUUCUUGGCCUUGCCCUUCGGUCGGAAUCUUUUGCGCGCGCGCGCACGACUGCUCACUGCCAACUCUCUGGUACCCGAUUCCGAAAGGUACCGAGCUGCCACCUGGAACAAAAAAAAAAACGCUGCGACACGUCUUUUCGUGUCGUCACCGGAACCCACAACUGCUUUUCGCACAGCGCAUCGUCGCACACCACGCAUGUUGUCGAGACCACAGCGCUCCUGCUUGUGCCAUGCAGACCAUAUUUCGCUUGCCUUGGAGCACCGAGCCAAGCAGCGAUGAGGCACUCGCAGACAAGAUGUACCUGCACAAGCCGCGCCCAAAGCAGCCGAGGGUUGACAUCAGCAUGCUGAACACCAACGCCUCCGGCACCGGUGCCACCGGCUCUGUCAAGCGCAAGCGAGUCGACGGUGGAGACGCGCAUCACCCGACUACGCCUAAGCACCAGCAUGCUCCGCCGCAAGUCAAGAAGCUGAAAAGCGAACGAGGCGACGGCGCUGUGCAGGCUCCUUCGGUCCUGCCAAAGGGUGUAGACGCGGUCGUGUCGUCGCACCCACCGACGCCUACGAUCUCCAUGGCUGACAUCAGGCCGUACUCGCCCAGCCCUGCUCCCGCUGCUGCCGCCGGUUUUGCGAAAGAGAAGGAGCUACCGGCCGGUGUAACUCCCGUGUCGUCAGUUGCGCCUUCCCUCGCACCCUCUGCCGCACCUUCCCCCGUCUCCUCCGCCCCUGCCGUCAACGAUGAUGUCAAGACUGAGCCCGCCGCAACUUCCGCCACGGACCCUUUCGCUGUCACGCAGAUGAAGGUAGACUUGGACUCCAACUUGGACAAGCUGCGCGCCAUUAUCGAGGCCCACAUCAACCUGGAGAUCCUCCACAAGCACAACGAGCUGCGCCUGAUAGAGCAGGAACUCGCAAAAUGUCAGAUCAGUCUCGAGCAGCUCCGCCGCUGCGAGCUUAUGCCCUAUCCGGGAUUCUCUGGUCCUUCGCAGACCGUCACUCAGGGCACUGGCAAGUCGCUCAAGGCUCCAGCCGGCUACACCGAACCGCAAUACCCAGCGCCUUGGGGCGUUACGGACGGACCGUAUGCGCGCCACUACGCGACAUGGCUGCUGCCUGACCCUGCCUUUGACCCGUGGCGCGUCCAUGGCGGCUCGCACGUUGGGACGCCAAUGACAACGCGCGGCAACCGCGCGAUGCAUCGUGGCAAUGCAUUUGAUUUCCACCUUCCCGUGCAGGCUGCGCGGACGUCACGCACCUCGACCGGCAAUCGACAAGAACACGGAAACUCGUCUGGCCGAGAUCCAAUGAUCAUGAAGCGUCAGGCCGACAACGAGUGGGUCCGUUUGCGCUGCAGCGUGUGUCAUCGCUCCAACUUCAACAACAUCCAAGGCUUCCUCAAUCACUGCCGUAUCGCUCAUCAUCAGGAUUACAAGAGCCAUGAAGCUGCGGCUAUCGCCUGUGGAGAGAUUGUGCAGGUCGAUGAGGCUACCAUGACUGCCACUGAGCCUGCGUCAAAGGACCAGCAUCCCCCUGCCCCAUCAAGAGUUAACUCGAUGCCCCUUCCCACCCCCGCGUCACGCGCAGAGCGCGUCGACUCGUUCCCCCUGAGCACGCCCGUCGAUCAGCCACACGUCAACCCGCUCGUCCUUCAGCAACCCUCAACCAAGAAUCCGAUCGAGCGCAUCAUCGACUUGUCUAGCACAGGCUCCCCCAAGCCCUCUGCGACACCCCGCCCUGCAAAGAACAGCCGCAAGGGCACGCUGGCUCCACACUUGAGCUCUCUCAUGCAACGCCGUGGCAUGUCUACCUCAGAUCUGCCGGCGUUCAUUGUUGAUGCCAAGAAGAAGGUCGACCUUUCCGUCUACGAUGUCUCGGAUUCUGAUCAUGACGUCGAAGUCAAAGCGCGCAAGCACAAGCAAAAGAAGCCUCCCAAAUCAACUUCGACAAGUCAUCAAAACCUACAGCGUUCGCAAUCCACACCGAACGUUUCAUCGUCUCGUCAACCAAGUGCGAAGAAAGCGGCUGGUCGUCAAAUGCCCACGUUCUCAGUUAACCCAACCCCGUCGCCGCAGCCACAUCCCAUCGUGCAUUCGCACCCGCCACCCAUUACGGGCGUAGGCUUUCACCCAUCUGUCUUCCAACAUGUCCCCGAGACGCCAUCAGAUGGCGAUGUCGAGAUGGAGCUCAGCCCUGGCACGGCACCUGGCUUGGUUAGCGAUCACGAAGAAGACGAGUUCGACGAGGAUGAAGCUGGUAGCGCGAACGGCAGCCACACUUCCGGAUUUAUGGGGCUGAACCUGGGGUUGGAGGACGUAGAAAUACGUGACGGGAGCGACGUGGAGCGCGAUGAGAGGAAGUCCAGGGAAACCUGUGGAGGUAAUGCCGCGUUGUUGGACUUCGUGGAGCGGUGAUUGUGCUGUUCCGACUUGGUACCCGGCCCGCGUUUCUCCCAAGUUUGUCCGGGGCGAUUACCGUUUGGAUUCUAUUCUUUUCUUUUUUUUCUCCUACUACCUGUGCUACUAAUCACCGCUUCUUUCUUACUUUGCUUGCCUUUACUUUCAAAGGAGCGUCGGAGAGGGUGGAGAGUGGACCGAAGGCAACAUGAAAAGUCUCCUGUAUCAUUCUUUAUUUUUGUUGUGCUUUCUGGGUUGGAUCUCUCGUGCUGGUGGAUGUGAGAUCCGGUGUAUACUCAUCAUCACUGUCUGAUUUUUAGCUCGGCGUUUGGGUGACAAAAGAAAAAGACGGGCCGGUUGGGUUGGGUUGGUGGCCUCCCCGGGUCCUAUGGGGUUGGUCGGUGGUCGGUUGGUGGUUUACUUUACCUGUGUUCGAUUACGGCCGUGUUUUUCUAAUUCCUUUUUCAUAUGCUGGCGGGCCAACCCGGACAUCUUCUAAGAGAAAGGGAGCCUCGUCUUCUGUUUUGUGUUUUUGAAAACUCCUCUCUCAAAAUUGAUCUCUUAACGAGGUCAAACAAUCACGGUGUCUCUCGAGUGACACACUCUGCAACGUGUGCGGCUUAGACUGGUCCAUGGUUGGGUGGAAAUUACUUUUACUACUCUACUAGUGCAAUACUUAUGCUGACCACACUUCUUCGAUUCUCAGAAGGCCUCUCUGAUUUUUUGCAUAUUCGACGGCGUUCGAUGUGCGAAGGGUGGUCUGUUGUAUAUUUAGAUGAAUCAAGACUUUUCGAAAAGACA
This is a messenger RNA of Verruconis gallopava, 3687 nucleotides long. RefSeq lists its product as uncharacterized. Lineage: Eukaryota; Fungi; Ascomycota; Dothideomycetes; Venturiales; Sympoventuriaceae. The record is from RefSeq and is a predicted model, not a curated record. The transcript has a single exon. The coding region runs from base 724 to 2904 and encodes 726 amino acids.